Messenger RNA from Kogia breviceps (pygmy sperm whale), 1173 nucleotides. It is a transcript of the gene BDKRB1, whose product is annotated as bradykinin receptor B1. The record is from RefSeq and is a predicted model, not a curated record. Gene Ontology annotation, cellular component: membrane; external side of plasma membrane. Gene Ontology annotation, molecular function: bradykinin receptor activity; C-C chemokine binding; C-C chemokine receptor activity. NCBI's taxonomy places the organism in Eukaryota, Metazoa, Chordata, Mammalia, Artiodactyla, Physeteridae. Gene Ontology annotation, biological process: cell chemotaxis; calcium-mediated signaling; positive regulation of cytosolic calcium ion concentration.
AUGGUGGUGGUGAUGGCGAUGGCUGUAAUGAAGAUGACGCCAGGCAACAUGAGUGGCCCUCAACUCCUGACCCUCCUUGGCCCCAGCGAGCUGACAGACUUUGCAUCUUCUGGGGCUUGUGAGUUCUUGCUUCCUGAAGAACCAUCUCCCCAGUGGCGGGUGGCUGACACCUUACAGUCACGGUCACGGUGGACGGCCUCCCGGACCGUCCUGGGGUUCCAGUCCUCCAACCAGGGCCAGCUCCCGUGCUGUGACAGCGCUCAGGAAGCCUGGGACCCGCUCAGAGUCUUACCCACGUUUCUCAUCACCACCUGCUUCUGUUGGCCGCUGGGAAACCUCCGUGCGCUGUCCGUCUUUCUCUUGGCCCGAUGGCGUCGGAACGCCGCAGAAAUCUACCUGGUCAACCUGGCGGCUUCCGGCCUGGUGGUCGUCUUGGGCUGGCCCUUCUGGGCAGAGAACAUUUGGAAGGAAUUCAACUGGCCUUUCGGAGCCCUCCUCUGCCGCGUGGCCGACGGCGUCACGCAGGCCAGUCUCUUCAUCCGUAUCUUCCCGGUGGUGGCCAUCAGCCAGGACCGCUACUGCGUGCUGGGGUACCCCAUGGUCAGCUGGAGGCGGCGGCGGCGGUGGCGGGCUCAGGCCCCCUGCGUGCUCAUCUGGGCCGUGGGGGGCCUCCUAAGUAUCCCCACGUUCCUGCUGCGCUCUGUCGAAGCUGUCCCGGAACUGAACAUCUCUGCCUGUGUGCUGCUGUACCCCCACGAGGCCUGGCCCCUUGCAAGGAUGGUGGAGUUAAAUGUGCUGGGGUUUCUCCUUCCACUGGCUGCAAUUGUCUUCUUCAACUAUCACAUCCUGGCAGCCCUGCGAGGGCGGGGGGAGGUCAGCAAGACGAGGCGCGGGGGGCCCACGGGCGGCAAGGCCAUGGCCCCGAUCGUCAUGCGCGGGGCUACCUUCCUGCUCUGCCGGACCCCCUACCACUUCUUUGCCUUCCUGGAAUUCCUGGUCCAGGUGUGGGCUGUCGGAGGCUGCUUCUGGAAGAAUUUCACCGACCUGGGCCUGCAAUGGGCCAACUUCUCUGCUUUCAUCAACAGCUGCCUGAAUCCAGUGAUUUAUGUCUUUGGGGGCCGGCUUUUCAGGACCAGGGUCUGGGAACUUUAUAAACGAAGCAUCCCUAGAUGA